CUCCACUCUAAGAUUAUCUAAGAGAACCCACGCGCGGGGAGACAGUCCACGAGAGAGCCAUCUGGCCUCCCGUCGCGGGGGGACGCCGGCCCCGGAGCGGAAUGCUGCUCCCGACGCUGGUGACGUGCCUCGCCGGGUGCGCCUUUCUCCUCUCACCGGUCAGCGAGGGCUGCGGGCCGGGCAGAGGCUACGGCAAGAGGAGGUCACCGCGGAAGCUGGCACCUCUCGCCUACAAGCAGUUCAGUCCCAACGUGGCCGAGAAAACGCUGGGAGCCAGCGGAAGAUACGAAGGGAAAAUAACCCGGAACUCCGAGCGCUUCAAGGAGCUCACCCCCAACUACAACCCCGACAUCAUCUUCAAGGAUGAGGAGAACACAGGUGCAGACCGCAUGAUGACUCAGCGCUGCAAGGACAAGCUGAACUCUCUGGCCAUCUCUGUGAUGAAUCUCUGGCCCGGGGUCCGGCUGCGGGUCACCGAGGGCUGGGACGAGGACGGCCACCACUCGGAGGAGUCGCUUCACUACGAGGGCCGCGCCGUGGACAUCACCACCUCGGACCGCGACAGGAACAAGUACGCCAUGCUGGCGCGGCUGGCGGUGGAGGCCGGGUUCGACUGGGUCUACUACGAAUCCAAAGCACACAUCCACUGCAGCGUCAAGUCAGACCAUUCAGUGGCGGCCAAGUCCGGAGGCUGUUUCCCGGCUGAGGCCUUGGUCACGUUGGAGGGCGGCGGCCAGAAGCCCAUCAGUGACCUUCGACCCGGCGAUCGGGUCCUGUCCUCGUCCGGCAGCGACGGCUGCGGGCCGCUGGCGUUCAGUGAAGUCCUCACCUUCCUGGACCGGGACCGGACGACCCCGAGACUCUUCCACACCCUGCAGACGGACUCGGGGGCGCGGCUCUCGCUCACCGCCGCCCACCUCAUAUUUGUCUCAGAGGGGAACUGCUCAGAGGGGGCGGAGCCGGCCCGCGGCGCCCUCAGGACGGCGUACGCCGGCGACGCCCGGCCGGGGCAGUGCGUGCUGGUGGCGGAGGGCGCCGCGGGGCGGAGCCACCGAGAGGGCCGUCUGUCUCGGAUCAGCCGGGUGGGCGUCACCCGGGGCAGGGGGGCGUUCGCGCCGCUGACCCGGCAGGGCACGCUGGUGGUGGACGGCGUGGUGGCGUCCUGCUACGCGGCGGUGGACCAGCACACCCUGGCUCACUGGGCCUUCGCCCCUCUGAGGCUGUUCCACAGCUGGACCGGGACCGCCGGGGGCCACGGAGACGGGGUUCACUGGUACUCACAGGUUUUACACUGGCUGGGGCGCAGGCUGCUGGAUCCGGGGCGCCUCCACCCGCUGGGCGUGGCUCAGGACGACAGGUGA
Messenger RNA from Salarias fasciatus (jewelled blenny), 1361 nucleotides. RefSeq names its product Indian hedgehog signaling molecule b (gene ihhb). The transcript is spliced from 3 exons. Gene Ontology annotation, molecular function: calcium ion binding; patched binding. Gene Ontology annotation, biological process: smoothened signaling pathway; cell-cell signaling; intein-mediated protein splicing. Bases 102 to 1361 code for a protein of 419 amino acids. Lineage: Eukaryota; Metazoa; Chordata; Actinopteri; Blenniiformes; Blenniidae. The record is from RefSeq and is a predicted model, not a curated record.